Molecule: messenger RNA, 4805 nt
Organism: Magallana angulata
Lineage: Eukaryota; Metazoa; Mollusca; Bivalvia; Ostreida; Ostreidae
Exons: 4
Coding region: 1-1572 (523 amino acids)
Molecular function (GO): oxidoreductase activity
Source: RefSeq, a predicted model, not a curated record
AUGCUUUCCAAUGCUAUUUUAGCCUUAUUGGUGGCUUUUGGACCCUUUGUUAUUGGAUACCUCGGGGACUAUAGUGGAAUUGGCGGAUUUAGUGGGGUUAGGACAAAUCACCAGUGCAAUAAUCACAAGAUCGUGACAUCCGGGUAUCCUAGGAUAAGAGGACCCAGGACACUAGAUGACCGGAUAGUGAUUGUGGGCGCAGGGAUUGGUGGUGUCCAUAUGGCUUCCAUACUGAAGGAUCGCGGCUACAGGAAUGUUGUUAUAUUAGAACAGCGACCAGAGAUCGGCGGAAAGGCUUACUCUCGAUUCUACAGAGGAGUCUGGAUCGAGUUUGGAACCUUGUUUUUUUCGGACAUUUAUGAUCAAACAGCGAAACUAAUUGAGCAAUACACUCCAAGUUUUAGAAUCAAAUCCAAAGCUGCUUUUUCUGUCAGGCAAAACGACAAUGAGGAAACGACAUGGCAAAGAAUUUUGCUCCAAAAUACGGGAGAAACUAAUCCCCAGGAAGGCCUUCGUAGAAUUGUUGCUCAGUUAGAGAGAUAUGAACGAAUACAUCGCUGUUUGUUCGGAAAUUACUCCAGUGAACUGAUGCCUCGCCCGACACCCGACGUUAUGUACGAAAUUCGAGGGACAGUUUUGGAUUUCUUACAGAAAAAUGAUUUACUGCUAUUGGCUCCAUAUUUCCGAAUUUUUCUUACGACCAAUGGCUACGGUUAUGCUAAUGAAACUGCAGCUAUAUAUGGACUUAUGUGGGUUCCCCCACCUGUACUCAGAGGAACACUAACCCCUGAAAACGGAUUUUGGCUUCUUGAAGGUGGAUUUCAGGUGCUUGUAAAUGAAAUUGCAAAACAAAGAAAUCUGGACAUUCGCCUUGGGGUUGAUGUCGUUCAAAUUCAGAGAAGGAAUGGCCCAUCGGGUGUAUAUGUAACUUAUAAGUCAAAGGGAAGUCCAGCAGUUUUAACUGAUCGUUUUGACUUUCUCAUACUUUCUCCAGCAAUGAAUUCGUUGUUUGAUAUCGUUGACUUUAAUCCAAAGGAGCUGAAUAUUUUCAAGAAUCUAGUGAAUGCUAAUUACGUCACUUCUUUGGUGGAAUCUGACUUAGGUAGACGUACUCGUGAUCCUCAAGUGUAUUUCAAUCAAGAAAUAGAUCAACUUUCUUAUUCCAUGUAUUCAUCAAUUUCGUUUUACCAUGCCAAAAAUAACAUAACUGGCGAUGACUAUCGUCUUGGAAUUCGAGAAAAUGGCCCCGAUGGUAGGCCCCAAGAAACAACCUUGUACUAUCAGUACGGUCUUGAAAACCCCUGGGCAAAGGACACAGAUUCAAUGAUUCAAUCAAAACUUGGAGCCUUUCUUAAAAGAUUCGAUAAAACUAAUCCACGAGUUCUCGAACAGAUAAAAUGGGGAUACUAUUUCCCAAGGUUUCCGCCCCCAGCGGCAGAUAGAGGAUAUCUCUGGGACAUUUUAGAAAUGCAAGGCAAAUUCAAAACCUGGUAUAUUGGUUCAUCCGUCUGCUUCGAAAGCUUUGAAAGUGUGGUCGAAUACAACAACUUGUUGAUGAAACUUAAACAUUGAAAUGAUAUCAUAUGCAUGUAACUAGAAAUCUUGCUUAGCCUCGAAGGAUUUUAUCGUUCUUUUGCUAAUUGCUGUUAUUGUUUGAAAUCAAAUCUAAUGAUGAAUGCCGGGUUAUUUUCGCCUAAAGUUAUUUUUACCUCUCUCCAGUUGCAAACGAAGUCGGCCCGUCUUGAAGUAGUCCAGAAAUUUAAAUAAUCAGGGAUAUUUUCAGACAUUUGACACCCGUUCAGUUCAAAAUUUGCCCGCUGAAAACGAGGGUGAAAGAGUAAAAAAUAAAACAGGUGCAAAUAUUUCCUUGUAUACAGUUCUGCUAUAAUUUUAAUUGAAAUUUACAUACACACUUAUGUACAAUUUGGUUUUUAAGACAUGUAAGUAGCUGCAAUUGUUUCAUAGACCGUAAUUCAACGGAAGUAUUUUUUUUAUCCAAUCAACUCUAAUUUGUCCACUUUGUAGAUUUUUGGUCUUUUAAUGGCUUGUAUAUUUAAGUAUUGAAUCCUUAUUUUUUGAAAGAUAUAGUCUCAUAACUGCAACAGUGUGUGCAUACAAAUUGAAUAACGCGCGUUAGCGCGUUAUGAAAAUUUGUUUGCACACACCGUUGCAGUUAUGAGACUAUAUCUUUCAAAAAAUAAGGAUUUAAUGCUUAUAUUUACAUUUUUUUACCUUCUUGUCUUGUACGCAAAUGCGAAUUAUACCUCAAAAUUAUUGUAUUAUCCUAUGGGUAAGUUCAAAUUAAUGGAAGAGCCACAGUAACAGCCACAAGCGUGAUCUUUGAUUUUCGCUUGUGUCGUUGUAUUUAGCAGCGUUAAACGUUUGUGACUUCACAAUUAAAACUCGUGAUUUAACCUAUUAGUACCCUGUCUGUGUUAUGGUGCUAUAUCUGCGGUAGCUUUACAUGCAAAAUAUAUGUGGAAUGUAAAUAUUUCCCUAUAUUUAGAAAUAAUUAUGCCAACCUACCAAAAGGUAUGACUUAAUGCAAUACUAUUUUGUCUACAUAUACAUGGAUUACAUUAAUUAUAAAAGUCUUUGUAAUCUUUCUACUCUCAUUGGCAAAGUCUGAGUGAAUGAUGAUCAAAUGAUGAACGAAUGAUAAGCUAUUAGGGAAUUUUGGCCAGUAAUGAAUCACCGAGUGCGCAAACAGAGCUCAAUGUGAACGGCAAACGCACGCUGAACACAAGAUCAACAACUUGUUCGGCAUACUAGUAGAUUAAGCAUUAACUUCACGCUGUGUUUAUUAGGGUUUUUAACAAAACCUUAAAUCAUCAUUAAGAUUGAUGUAUUCAUCAAAAUUAAAUUAAGAUGUAAAGCGUUAAAUAAAAAUAUGUUGACACGUGACAUCAUAUAAUUUUGAAUAUUAUUUAUUUGGAGAAAUUGGCGAAGGCGAUGAUAACCCAUUUAACGUUUUAACUUCCAUGUUUUUUUCUUCUUUUUUAAUUGUUAUUGUAAAGGACAUCUGAUCUACUUUUAACCUACUUCAUUAAAUAAUUAGUUUGAAUGAAUUAUGUUUAUUGUAUUUUUCAAAGUGUUUUUUCUCGUACAUGUGAAAGAUUAACGUAUGCUCACAACUGGCCGUGCAAAUUGUUCGACGGGUCUUACCAGUCCUGGCUGCAGUGAUUAAAAGUGGAGCGAGAAAUAAUGGAUUUGCAGUUGAUGAUGAUAUAUCAGUAUUCAAUUACAAGUCCAUUUAGUUGUAAUAAGGUGUGAGAACCACCAAUCAUUUUAAAGACAGUUGUGAGUACCCUACUGAGAGGUGGCUUCUACAGUUUACGUGUGUCAUUUUCUUCAUUAAGUCGGUUGAGCGUGAAAUUCAGCUAUAAACUGUCGCUCAGAAGAGAUUAUACACUGAAAACAGAAGGUUAAGGGUGAUUUUCAAUAAAAUAUGAGUGUCGCAAUUUACCCAAAAAAACUGUCGCCUUUAAUUCUGAAAAUUCUCAAAAAUCGACAAAUGCUGGGGUCAGCUUGAGCACAUAUUUUAUUUGCAAGUGCAACGUAAAGUUUCAGUGACAACUGGUCGUGCCUGUUAAGUGAUCGGCCGUGAGCUGCAGUUUUUGCCAAUGAGAGUUAUCAUGCAUAUGGCUAAUAGAAAUGAAGUGAUUGCAAGCGCAACGAAAGACAAACGAAAGUUUGACGUGCCAUUCGAAGUUGUCACUUCGAUAUUAUACGCAGAUGGUUUGUUACUUGCGAAGUUCAAUGCCCGUAGGAACCAUGAAUGAGAAUUCAAAAGUGCAUGUGUAUUCCCUUGCGAAUACAAGUACUAUCAUCCGGGUCAUAGGUCACCGUCAAAUCAAUAGUUCCGACGCGUUUGUACCUUAUAACAGUUGCAUAGUCAAUUGAUAGUUAUCCCGAUGACUAUAGAAUAUUUCUUUUAAGAAGUGAAGAUAAUAAUUUUUGUAUUGAUCGACGUAUCAAAGAAAAAAUUAACCGGAAAACUUUUUAAUCAAUACGCUACGCGCGCAUUUCUUAUCAUUUAAUAAAACAUUUUCAUUUUCAAAGUGUUAUUGAUCAAAAAUGUAAAUAAUGUAAAUGAAGCGGUGUCAAUGAAUAUAAAUCAACAACAGCAACAAUAUUAGAAAUGGAUGCGCUUUCAGCUGAUGCAGAGCUAUUGAGCUGAAUUUCAUGGAUCAAACACACAUCAUCUGAACCGGCUGAAUUGAAAACGAAAGGAAAAUUCAUGCGAUCGCUUUUGAUAUUAUUCACUGUGCAGAAAGAUUCGUAAUAAAACUAGUUUUCAUGUGAGAUCGCUGGAAUAUGCAACUGGACAUAACCAUCCAAGUAGAGGCGAUCGUGGACGAAAAUAGUUGAUAUGUCGACAAAGAAUAGUAUGUAUAAGCGAUUUUUGUAAACUUUGUGGUAACUAGAUAGCCGGUGAUGUACUUAAAUGGCAUGUCUGCCGCUUGGAAUGCGCUGAAGGAGUUGAUGCACUACUCAUAGCUUUGUUCUACGAUGCUUAUUCUGAUGGCCGAUCAUGUACGGGUGUAAAUUAAAAAAUCAUCGUUACCAAAUUUGAACAGCAGUGUGACCGUGAAAUUGUAUAAGCCUAUAUGUUCAUUAUAAUUAUUCUGGAAAAGGAACAGCUAGCCUCGUAGUAAAGUUGAUUGAUUUAAAGCAGACGAAAUCGUGAGGAGACACUUAAUUUUCUAUUUCGUGAAUCAAAUAAUGUGUUUUGUUUAUUUUUGAAAGUUAAAGUUUUAAGUUUUUAUGUUUAUAAAAUUGUAUUUUGGUUGCUGACAAUAAAA